AUGCAACCGGGCAGGUACACCGUGGAGUCGGAGACAAGUACUUCGAAGAUAUCGAUAGAGGAGAAGUGGAGAACUUCAUUCAAAAAAGAAGGUGGCAAUAUAAGCACCAUGUCAACUGAUGAGAAUAUCGAGAUAUGGAAGAUGAAGAAGCUUAUAAAGGCACUUGAAGAUGCUAGAGGCAACGGAAGCAGCAUGAUUUCUCUGAUAAUCCCUCCACGUGAUCAAAUUUCACGAGUCACCAAGAUGCUUGCUGAUGAAUUUGGAACUGCUUCCAACAUUAAGAGCAGGGUGAAUCGUCAGUCUGUUUUAGGUGCUAUAACAUCUGCCCAACAGAGGCUCAAGCUCUACAACAAGGUACCUCCAAAUGGACUUGUUCUAUACACAGGAACAAUACUAACAAAUGAUGGAAAAGAGAAAAAGGUUACAUUCGACUUUGAACCUUUCAGACCAAUAAACGUAUCUCUUUACCUUUGUGAUAACAAGUUCCACACAGAAGCUCUUAACGAAAUGUUGGAAUCUGAUGACACGGAGGUUCUACACAAAUUUCCUGUUGAUUUGCCAAAGAAACAUGGAAGAGGAGGGCAAUCAGCUUUGAGAUUUGAUCGUAUUCGUAUGGAGAAACGUCACAACUAUUUAAGGAAAACAGCAGAGCUUGCAACAAAGUUUUAUAUCAAUCCUGCUACUAAUCAGCCUAAUGUUUCUGGACUUAUACUUGCUGGAUGCGCUGAUUUCAAGAAUGACCUCGGUCAAUCUGAUAUGUUUGACCCGCGUCUUCAGGCCAAAAUCUUGAAUGUGGUUGAUGUCUCUUAUGGAGGUGAAGAUGGGUUCAAUCAGUCUAUUAAGUUGUCUUAUGAUAUUCUUGCAAAUGUCAAGUUCAUACAGGAGAAGCAUUUAAUCGGGAAGUAUUUUGAGGAGAUCAAACAGGAUGGAGGGAAGUAUGUCAUGGGUGCUUAUGACACUUUGGAAGCUUUAGACAUGGGUGCUGUGGAGACACUCAUUGUUUGUGAAAAUCUGGAGAUUAAUCGAUAUGUUCUUAAAAACGGUGUUUCGGGUGAAAUUAUUGUUAAGCAUUUAAACAAGGAACAGGAGACUGAUGAAAGUAAUUUUCGGGAUUUGGUCAGCAAUGUUGAACUUGAAGUUGAGGAAAAGAUGUCUCUUCUUGAGUGGUUUGCUAAUGAGUACAAAAGAUUUGGAUGCAAGCUUGAGUUCGUCACAAAUAGAACUCAUGAGGGAUUUAACUUUUGUAAAGGCCUUGGUGGGAUUGGUGGUAUUCUUCGUUACCAGAUUGAUAUUCACCCAUUUGAUGAGUUGUCUGAUUACGAUGGAGAAAAUAAUGAUAUUGAAAUUUCUGAUGAUGAGGAAAGUUAUGAAACUGAAAACCAUGCGCCUUGCAUAUUUCCUCCUUCAAGGAAUUCUUACAAAGGCAAUUUAAGUAGGACGGAAGUUGAUGUUGAUGAAACUGCUAAGAACACAAAAUAUGUUGAUGGGCCCACCUGUCUUCAGUCAAAGAAAAACGUGAAUGUUGUUGAUGGGGGAAAUCCUAAUACAAAAUCAACCACUUGUCAGGUGACGGCACAUGAGUUUCAAGCAUCAUUAUUGCCUAGCUGUUCAAGGAAACCAUGGUUACCGAGUUAGAACAAGCUAGAUGUAAGAGAGAUCGUGCCCCGGUUCCCUCCUUGAAGACGUUGCAUGAGAGUAUUUUUGUGUUGCCCCGAUAAAAAGAUCCUAAGGAAUACGAACAUCUAUGUGCAUUGACAUUGAUUAAUAUGCAUUUAAGUUUUUUGAGACUCCAUGUUAACUUGAGAUUUUCGUUGGUGCUUUUAGACUUUAUGUUACCUUUUUAUGUUAGUUGGAUAUCAGUUGUCAUAGCUUCUCAGCAUGUUUUAUUUCAUUUGAUCAUUUACCAAAGGAUUAUUUAUGUUGGUAUUUUUUUUUUUUAAACAUUUAUUAUGUUUCUCCUAAUUAUACUCAUCUUAUUGAUUUUAAAGUUUAAGAAAUCUGAU
This is a messenger RNA of Lactuca saligna, 2003 nucleotides long. The record is from the annotation of a GenBank genome assembly. NCBI's taxonomy places the organism in Eukaryota, Viridiplantae, Streptophyta, Magnoliopsida, Asterales, Asteraceae.